Messenger RNA from Kwoniella shivajii, 1521 nucleotides. RefSeq lists its product as uncharacterized. Bases 1 to 1521 code for a protein of 506 amino acids. The transcript is spliced from 7 exons. The record is from RefSeq and is a predicted model, not a curated record. Gene Ontology annotation, molecular function: L-amino acid transmembrane transporter activity. Gene Ontology annotation, cellular component: vacuolar membrane. Lineage: Eukaryota; Fungi; Basidiomycota; Tremellomycetes; Tremellales; Cryptococcaceae. Gene Ontology annotation, biological process: amino acid transmembrane transport.
AUGUCAGGAAGUACUACCCCUUCGAUGUCAGCUUCAACACCAACACUAUACGAUUCGUCGACACCGCCAACUGAGCGUACCCAAUUAUUAGGGAAGAACAAACUCGUGGAGCCGCUAUCGCCCAUCCAAAUCCAAUCAAACGAAAAUGUAGAAUGUCAAGAACAAGAAGGAGAAGAAGUGGAAGUAUAUGAGCCGGGAAAGGCUACUUUUUCUCAGACACUGCUAAAUGUACUGGGAGACUUGAUUGGUACCGGAUUAUUGGCUGCUCCGAUAGCCAUUGCGCAUGCUGGAUGGGUGUUGGGUCCCAUUUUCUUAUGUUUAAUAUGCGUAUUGACCUUAUGGACGCUCAAGAUCUUUAUACGGAUCAUCGAGAGAGACCGUCGUAUGAGGAAUUUCGCAGAUGUCGCUAGAUAUGGAUUGGGGGCGACUGCGGAGAAGUGGAUAACGGGAUUGUUCGUUGGCGAUUGUUGCAUUUGGUUAAUCGCUCUUAUUGUUCUAUUUUCAGAUACCAUGGAAGCUGUAUGGCCUAUGUUCUCAAGUAAUCAAUGGAAAUUAAUUGGACUUGCAGUAAUAAUACCCCUAAACUUUGUUCCACUUCGAUAUCUCUCCUAUACCUCGUUCUUAGGUGUCUUAUCCACCUGGACAUUGGUUUCCAUACUCAUUUUCACUGGAUUGGCUACACCUGAAUCACCAGGAUCAAUACGUGAUCCUGCUCCAACUGAUUUAUGGCCAACUCAUGGAUGGAUCAAACUUGGAAUUUCGUUUGGGUUGCUUAUCAGUGGAUUCGGGGGUCAUUUCUUGGUACCAAACUUGAUUAGAGAUAUGAAACAUCCAGAACAGGCGGACAGAGUGGUUGAAGUUGCUUAUGGCAUUUGCAUCUUCGUCUAUGCUAUAGUGGCUGUAUUCGGUUAUCUCAUGUUUGGAAGGGAUGUCUCUGAUGAGGUCAGUCGAGAUUUAGCUAAAACAGCUGCUUUCUCACCUACAUUGGCAAAAAUCGCAGUGUGGAUGGUAGCUCUCAAUCCUCUUACCAAAUUGCCGCUGGGUUUACGACCGCUCAGUGACAUCAUAUAUACGUGGUUCCACCUUCAACCGACCGUAUUCUUGCCUACCAGGCAUACACCGACUAUAACGCCUUCAUAUACUUCACCUAAUUCGCCACCACCUCUAACGCCUGCAUCAACCACAUCAACUCUAACAAUGUUCCCUCUUCCCCCUACGACAUCUGCUGAAUCAGCUCAUGACAGAAGGGAAACAAUCAAAUCCAUUUUACGACCGUUGAUCUCGAUAAUUUUGGUCGGUUUUUUCGUUAUAGGCGCAUUCGUCUUACCUAGUUUUGAGACUGUCAUGGGGAUAAUGGGAGGCGGUUUAGCUGUCAUAAGUUGUAUCUUGAUUCCUAUUGCUGCAGGUGCAGGUGUAUGGGGAUGGACAACUUUCUCGAAGAUCGUCUUUGGGAUUGCCAGCGUUUACGCGGUCAUAGGUACCGCCUGCGCUUUGCUGAAUGAUGGGAAAGUAACUGUAUAG